Protopterus annectens (West African lungfish) is the source of this 706-nucleotide messenger RNA. RefSeq lists its product as uncharacterized. Gene Ontology annotation, cellular component: nucleus. Bases 5 to 706 code for a protein of 233 amino acids. The transcript is spliced from 3 exons. The record is from RefSeq and is a predicted model, not a curated record. NCBI's taxonomy places the organism in Eukaryota, Metazoa, Chordata, Ceratodontiformes, Protopteridae.
AACUAUGCCCCAUUGUCGUAGUCCCUCAUUCUCUGAGGCUGAGAAUAGUCUCAUUAUUGAGGCACUGCUACAACACCAUGAAAUCCUUCUGUCCAGAGUGCAGGCCAAACUGACAGAGCGUACAGACCUUUGGGAUGAAUUGGUGAGAAGUGUGAACACAGCUGGUAAACACGGUCGCACAUAUAAGCAGGUGCGACACAAAGCAAUUGACCUAAUCCGUGCUGUCAGGAGGCGUGCAGCUGCAGUGGCACAUGAUCGUAACAUCGCCAGUGGGGGGCCUGCAGCAGAACGACCCCUAACUGCCACAGAGGAACUCCUUGCAAAUCUCUACACACAGAAAAGCUCCCAGCAAUCCAUCAGCCAGUAUGUUCUGGAAGUGGGUGUCCCUCCUGCGUUUCAUGAGGAGGAGCUGCCAGGUGCCACAGAGGAACUCCUUGCAAAUCUCAAAAGCUCCCAGCAAUCCAUCAGCCAGUAUGUUCUGGAAGUGGGUGUCCCUCCUGCGUUUCAUGAGGAGGAGCUGCCAGGACCAUCUGGAAUUAGCACAUAUAGGCCUCCUGCUGUUGGUUUACAUACUACUGCUGUUAAAUUUAAAAAUUAUUGGAAUAUAGAAACUGAAUUUGAUUUCCAAUUUUUUUGUAAUAAUUUUUCUAGCUACUGCCAAGAAAUUCCAGAAAAAUUUCUGCUGUUUGGAUUUUUUGACAAUUAA